Messenger RNA from Pantherophis guttatus, 3097 nucleotides. It is a transcript of the gene CYP26B1, whose product is annotated as cytochrome P450 family 26 subfamily B member 1. Lineage: Eukaryota; Metazoa; Chordata; Lepidosauria; Squamata; Colubridae. The record is from RefSeq and is a predicted model, not a curated record. Gene Ontology annotation, molecular function: oxidoreductase activity, acting on paired donors, with incorporation or reduction of molecular oxygen; monooxygenase activity; iron ion binding. Gene Ontology annotation, biological process: sterol metabolic process.
ACGAGUCAGUGUCCCCGAGUCCAAUCCGGCCGCCUUCCCGUGCGGCGCUUCCGACGGCUGCGGUCCGUCCCCGGCGCGCAAGAUGCUGAUCGGCGGCUUCGAGCUGCUCUCUGCGCUGGCCACCGCCGCCGCCUGCCUGGCCUCGCUGACGCUGCUGCUGGCCGUCUCGCAGCAACUGUGGCAGCUGCGCUGGGCCGCCACGCGCGACAAGAGCUGCAAACUGCCCAUCCCCAAGGGCACCAUGGGCUUCCCGCUGGUGGGCGAGACCUUCCACUGGCUGCUGCAGGGCCCCGGGUUCCAGUCCUCGCGGCGGGAGAGGUACGGCAACGUCUUCAAGACCCACCUGCUGGGGCGGCCGCUGAUCCGCGUGACGGGCGCCGAGAACGUGCGCAAGAUCCUGAUGGGCGAGCACAGCCUGGUCAGCACCGAGUGGCCGCGCAGCACCCGCCUGCUCCUCGGCCCCAACACCGUGGCCAACUCCAUCGGCGACGUCCACCGGCACAAGCGGAAGGUGUUCUCCAAAAUAUUCAGCCACGAAGCUCUGGAAAGUUACCUCCCCAAGAUCCGGCUGGUGAUUCAAGAGACCCUGAGAGCCUGGGGCAGGAACCCCGACCCCAUCAACGUCUACCACGAAGCCCAGAAGCUCACUUUCCAUAUGGCCAUCCGGGUCCUUCUGGGGUUCCGAAUCCCAGAUGGGGAGCUCAGCCAGAUGUUUGAAGUUUACCAGCAAUUCGUGGAGAACGUCUUCUCUUUACCUGUGGAUCUGCCCUUCAGUGGCUACCGCAAGGGGAUCCGUGCGAGGGAGAUUUUGCAGAAGGGCUUAGAAAAAGCCAUCCGGGAAAAGCUGCAGAACUCACAAGGCAAAGACUACCUGGAUGCCCUCGACCUCCUGAUCGAAAGCGGCAAGGAACACGGCAAGGAGCUGACCAUGCAAGAGCUGAAGGAUGGCACCCUGGAGCUGAUCUUCGCUGCCUAUGCCACCACCGCCAGUGCCAGCACCUCUCUGAUUAUGCAGCUGCUGAAGCAUCCGGCGGUCCUGGAGAAACUCCGCGAAGAGCUGAGGACCAAGGGCCUGUUGCACAACGGCUGCCUCUGCGAGGGGGCCCUUCAGCUGGAGACCGUCCACAGCCUCCAGUACCUGGACUGUGUCAUCAAGGAGGUGCUCCGGCUUUUCACCCCCAUUUCGGGCGGGUACCGGACGGUGCUGCAGACCUUUGAGCUGGAUGGCUUCCAGAUCCCCAAAGGAUGGAGCAUCAUGUACAGCAUCCGAGACACUCAUGACACGGCUCCCGUCUUCAAAGAUGUGGAUGUCUUUGACCCCGAUCGCUUUGGCCGGGAGCGCAGCGAAGACAAAGAUGGCCGCUUCCACUACCUGCCCUUCGGCGGAGGGGUACGGACCUGUCUCGGCAAACAUCUGGCCAAGCUGUUCCUCAAAGUGUUGGCCAUCGAGCUGGCCAGCACGAGCCGAUUUGAACUGGCCACCAGGACUUUCCCUCCGGUGACCCUGGUGCCCGUGGUCCACCCGGUCGAUGGACUCAAGGUCAAAUUUUUUGGACUCGAUUCAAAUCAGAACGAAAUCUUGACAGAGAGAGAGGCCAUGUUGGGGGCCACCGUGUAGGCCGAAGGCUUCUCUGGGCUGACGAGGGUGAAGCGACUGGAACGGAGAAGGGGAAGGAAGAAGCUCGACCCACCACUAAUGACGGAGAAGGGCUGACCUUGGUGGACACAUUCGGCAAAGCCUUCUCCAGUGAAUAUGCCAAAAACUGUGGGGGUGUUUUACUCUGGGGGUGAACAGUGGAUUUCUCCUCCGUGGCUUCUGUUCGGUUUUGUGUUUGAACACCGGCGAAAAGCGAAUUGUGUUGACCAUAAUCAGCGUAUGUAUGUGUGUAUAUACACUUCCUUUCAAGUGUUAAUCAGGCAGUGUCAUCCCACAGUAGUUGGGAACUCUUCUUGUCUUUGCUAUUCAAAGUGGCCGAGGGAAUCCCCAAGUGGGGCCGGGUACAAAAUCAUCGAGCCCGUGGGGCACGGGGGUGGGAAGGAGCCCUCCCUGCAGGCAUGCUUGGGCUCAGGCAUAAGGACAACAUCCAGGAGGGGAGGGGAUCAGGAAGAUGGCUGGGGAAGCCCCACAGUUUUGGCCAGGCAGAAGACCUGGAGUUCUGCACAGCUGCCAUCACUUCUCUUCCUUCGGAAGCUGCCAAAAGGCGAGUUUUUCUCUAGCCUGGUGUGGAAAAUAAAGGCUGUGGAUUCUGAGCUUCUCUGCUGGAGAAAGCUCUCGGGUCGUCUUCUCUGUGGCCCUCAGUUCCAGGGCCAGCCCCAUCUUCUGAAGAAGACCACGCCUGGGCCAUGAUCCCAGAAGGUCCUUUGAGGCUGUCAGUUGCUGCUUUCUUGCUUUCCUUGUGUCCCUGCAAGCCCCCCUCCACAGAGAGACUGGGAAGCCUUCAGUCCCAAGACCGGAAGUUGUUCUUUUGCCAGAAGUGGCUGCAGAAGAUUUCUGACAAGGGAAUUUUAUAUCUCUGUCCCCGAGUUGUCCUUGGUGGUCUCUGAGCUGGGCUGUUUUCUUGCAGACAUUUCAUUACCUAACUAGGUAACAUCAUCACUGCUAGUGUGGAGUGGGGUUUGGUUAUAAAUGCUCUCUACUAGCAUUUUACCUAGUUUGGUAAAAUGAAACAUCUGCAAGAAAACAACCAAGGACUCCUCAUUUCAACCCCGAGCUACAAAUAUUCUCCUUUAUUGGUCUAUCCAUAUACAUGCGUGCAUUUCAUUUAGUCCGGGAUAACUCCUGUUUGAUUGACCGCUCCUAGCUAAUAUAACUUGACUAAAAAAAAAAAGAAAAAAGAAAAAUUAAAAAGUUACUGCAGUGGAUUUGCAGAAUGAAGCACUUUCGAGACUCGGAAUCUGUGUUUGUCUUGUGUUCCUUUUGAUUGCUUAGCACAGUUCCCGUUGGCGCUAUUAUUUUAUACAAGAAAAGUGGUGGGCUCGUUUUGUCUGAGUUUAUAAACUAUAAGUAUUAUUUUUGUUAUUAAGUCAGAAUGGAUAUUUAGUAUAAUAAUGUUGCUGUCUCAAAUGUGUGUUAUUUAGUAAAAUAUGAAUGAUUCCA